CUAGCACUUUUUUAGGAACACCUGUACACCUAAUUAUUCAUGUGAUUAUCUAAUCAGCAAAUUGUGUGGCAGCAGUGCAAUGCAUAAAAUCAUGCAGAUACAGGUCAGGAGUUUCAGUUAAUGUUCACAACAACCACCAGAAUGGGGAAAAAAAAGGGAUCUCAGUGAUUUCAACUGUGGCAUGAUUGUUGGUGCCAGACGGGCUGUGAUGCUUGUGGUGAUAUUUUUUUACCCACACAGUAUACAUAAAUACAGUAUAUAUACUGAAUAUAUAUACUUAUCUAUUUUUUUUAAAAUAUCACCAUAAGCAUAUACAGUGCAUUUACAAAGUAUUCAGACCCCUUAAUUUUUUUUCACAUUUUGUUAUGUUGCAGCCUUAUGCGAAAAUGAUUUAAAUACAUUUUUUUCCACAUUAUUCUACACUCCAUACCCCAUAAUGACAGAUUUCUGAUAACUUUGAAAAUCUGUUAAAAAGAAAAAACUGAAAUAUCACAUUAACAUAAGUAUUCAGACUCUUUGCUAUGACACUUUAAAAUUUAAGUUUAGCUCAGGUGUAUCCCAUUUCUCUGGAUCAUCUUCAAGAUGUUUCUCCACUUUGACUGGAGUCCACCUGUGGCAAAUUAAAUUGAUUGGACAUGAUCUGGAAAGGCACACACCUGUCUAUAUAAGGUCUCACAGCUGAAAAUGCAUAUCAGAGCAAAAACCAAGCCAUGAGGUCAAAGGAACUGCCUGCAGAGCUCAGAGACAGUACUGUGUUGAAGCACAGAUCUGUGGAAGGCUAAAAAAAAAAAUUGGCUGCAUUGAAGGUUCCCAAGACCACAGUGGCCUCCAUAAUUCUUAAAUGGAAGAAGUUUGGAACAACCAGGACUCUUCCUAGAGCUGGCCGCCCAGCCAAACUGAGCAAUCGGGGGAGAUGUGCCUUGGUAAGAAAGAUGACCAAGAACCCGAUGGUCACUCUGGUUGAGCUCCAGAGAUUAUGUGUGGAGAUGGGAGAAACUUGCGGAAGGACAACCAUCACCACAACACUCCACCGAUCUGGGGCUUAUGGCAGAGCGGCAAGACAGAAGCCUCUCCUCAGUGCAAGACACAUAAAAAAGCACCUAAAGGACUCUCAGACUGAGGAACAAGUUUCUCUGGUCUGAUGUAACAAUGAUUGAACUGUUUGGCCUCAAUUCCAAGCGUCACGUCAAGAGGAAACCAGGCACCGCUCAUCACCUGCGCAAUACCAUCCCAACGGUGAAGCAUGGUGGUGGUAGCAUCAUGCUGCGGGGGUAUUGGUAUAUAAGGAUAUUAUAGAGAUAUCCUUAAUAAAAACCAAGUCCAGAGCACUCAGGACCUCAGACUUGGCCGAAGGUUCACCUUUCAACAGGACAAUGACCCUAAGCAAACAGCCAAGACAAUGCAAGAGUGGCUUAGGGACAACUCUGUGAAUGUCCUUGAGUGGCCCAGCCAGAGCCCAGACUUGAACCCAAUCGAACAGCUCUGGAGACCUGAAAAUGGCUGUCCACCGAAGGUCCCCAUCCAACCUGACAGAGCUUGAGAGGAUCUGCAGAGAAGAAUAACAGAAAAUCCCCAAAUACGGGUGUGCAAAGCUUGUCGCAUCAUACCCAAAAAGACUUGAUGCUGUAAUCGCUGCCAAAGGUGCUUCGACUAAGUACUGAGUUAAGGAUCUGAAUACUUAUGUCAAUGUGAUAUUACAGUUAUCAAAAAUCUGGUUUUUACUUUGUCAUUAUGGGGUAUGGAGUGUAGAUUGAUGUAAAAAAAAAAUAAUUUAAAGCAUUUUAGCAGAAGGCUGCAACACAAAAUGUGAAAAGAUUUAGGGGUCUGAAUGCACUGUAUACAUCAAUUUGAUUCCAUUAUAAUCAUUAUACUUUCAUAUUUGUAUGUUCUUUUUUUAAUUGUCGAACUGUAGGACCAUUUAAGAAUAAACUAGUGGAGGCCAAAAAAUACAGAAUAAAGAAUAAUAAUUAAAGAAAGAAAAAAGAAAGAAAUACAUUAAUAUACAUUUUAACCUAAAAAUUAGAUUUGAAUUAAAAAGAAAUUCAUAGACAUGGUAUGCAAAAACCCACAUGCAUUUAACUAGUUCAAAAACGUAUUAUCCAAUAAGAAAUGGAGCAAUGGAGCAGUUUUUUUAAUUAUAGAGACAAAACCUUUGACAGGUUGAAUUGAGCUUCAACUGUACAAUGCAUAUGAGCAUAGUGGACAUGUUCAGCACAGUCACGUCAGUCUACGGUAUUUAUUACUGAAGACUCAUUGUUCUCAUUGAGUACAUCACCUUCCAGGCUUUCUAAAUAGAGUAAGAGCAGCCAUGGCAACAGCUACUUACUGAGGGGAACAGCAGUUACCAAACAAGCCACUGUACUGCAAGAAUGUGACAAAAAUCAGUCGCAACUAAAACUGCUCAGGAAUAAAAUUUAUGAAAAAAGAAAAAGCGUCAUGCUUAAGUUUUAACAGUAACUCAAAGAUGAGCACUCAUGAAAAGCCAGUCGGCAAACAGCAAAGACCAUGUCUAAGAAUCCCAUUUGUUCAUCAUCGUCAAACUGAUUUACUGUUUCACAAAAAUGCUCAAAGGAUUACUAAACACCCACAAGCCUUUCCAGUGCUGGGAGAGCUUCCUUCUUUAGCAGGUUUGCUGCUUUACCCAGGUAAGAGGGAAAAGAUGGUAACAACAACUGAAACUGCAUUUGGACCCAAAACAUGCCCCAAAGUAGAGCCAAAGAGGAUUCUACAGUGCAGUCUAACUCUAGAUGGGGACCAGUGCUUCAAUACAACACACAGGGAAGAUUACCCCGCUUACACACUAGAUGGCAUCCCAAUUGUGUGGCAAAGCAAAGUCCCUUUAAGAGAGGAGAGGACUGCCCAAGUACAGAGAUCUUCUCUUUACCAGCAGGACUUUCCUGCCCCAAAGAGAAUCCAUGUCAGGAGAAACCAGGUCAUACCUCAUCCUGACAACCUGGCCAUCAACCCUUCAAUGAGAGCUGAAUACAGAACAGUGCAAAGAGAGAUGUACCCAGGCUGGGACGUCUCUGUUCAUGCUCGUCCAGCCCCUGCCCAACUUAAAAGAACAGCUUAAAAUAAAGCCUGAUGAAGCCUGUUACUGAGAAUCAAGGUGCAUUUUUAAAUUGGAUGCAUAAAAUAAUCAAAUUAAUAGAUUUAACUAUGCUAUUGUACUAUUCAACCUGUUUUAUUAACAUGUAUUAUUGUUGUCAAGUCUUUUGUGACUGAUGCGUUUCCUCCUGUACCACAUGGCAUUUGAAAUAAAACAGAAAUAGCUACUGAACACACUCAAGAAUAAAUAAUCGAAGAGCAGUAGAGAUUUGCUUAGGAUAUGACAAAACUCAUUUCUCGAGCUAACUGAAAGAUUCUGUGUUUGAAACUCAUAAUUAAUAAAAACACACAAAAAAAGUGGACAACAUCAUGUAGUUUCUGUAUCUGUAAAAUUGUUCAAUUAAAAUGGCUCUACAGUUGUCUUAAAUAUGAUAACAGUCAUUCUCUUACAACACCUAAGAGACAUUUUCAGAAAAUCAAGACAAAACAGCUUUGUUAAAAAAGUAACAUUUAAUAAUAAAUUCAAUUAAGAAAUGCAUGUUGCUUAUAAACAAUUGAACAAGUCAUUACAAACAAAACAUUACUUUCUAUAUAAUCAAACAUCCUGAAUGACACUUGAAAAAAGAAGUGCCACUUGAACAUGUCUCUACAUGUCU
Messenger RNA from Myxocyprinus asiaticus (Chinese sucker), 3704 nucleotides. RefSeq lists its product as uncharacterized. NCBI's taxonomy places the organism in Eukaryota, Metazoa, Chordata, Actinopteri, Cypriniformes, Catostomidae. The record is from RefSeq and is a predicted model, not a curated record. The transcript is spliced from 5 exons. The coding region runs from base 2417 to 3073 and encodes 218 amino acids.